AUGUCCGAUAAAGAUCCAGGCUGGGUUUCCCGCACCCUUGGACGCUUAUUUGGAACUGCCGAGAAGUCAUCGCCUUCAAAGCAUUCCUCGCAUAGCAAGCCAGAUGCCGCUGGGGGGCUACCGGCAGGGAACAUGUGGGGGCCCCCGGCCACAGGACCAUACCACUGCGACUUCUGGGCUGAAGAUAAAGAACAAAAGCAUGUAAAGCUGGGCGAACCGUUCUCUCUGACUAUCAGGCGGGGAAUAUAUCGCCAGCGCCAUAAAAGCAAACCGGUCACAAUCGAGGUGACCAAAGUAGAGCAGCAUGGUCGCUAUCCCGUUGAAAAUCACUAUAUCAGUGAUCCAGGACAUUUUCUACAAGGAGAGAAAGUACGGUAUUGGGACCGAGAGCAGCUUAGCCUAACAUUUGAUAAUCUUCGAAUAUCAGUGAAAGGCCAGUUUCUCAUCGAGGCGACCAUCUGGGAGACGCAAAAAUGGGCCACUGGCCUUGAUAAAGUCUAUUUUGGAACUUACUACGUGACGUGA
Daldinia loculata is the source of this 525-nucleotide messenger RNA. RefSeq lists its product as uncharacterized. Bases 1 to 525 code for a protein of 174 amino acids. The transcript has a single exon. Lineage: Eukaryota; Fungi; Ascomycota; Sordariomycetes; Xylariales; Hypoxylaceae. The record is from RefSeq and is a predicted model, not a curated record.